This is a messenger RNA of Salvelinus namaycush (lake trout), 4334 nucleotides long. RefSeq names its product furin-like. The transcript is spliced from 15 exons. Bases 571 to 3108 code for a protein of 845 amino acids. The record is from RefSeq and is a predicted model, not a curated record. Gene Ontology annotation, molecular function: serine-type endopeptidase activity. NCBI's taxonomy places the organism in Eukaryota, Metazoa, Chordata, Actinopteri, Salmoniformes, Salmonidae. Gene Ontology annotation, cellular component: Golgi membrane; trans-Golgi network. Gene Ontology annotation, biological process: peptide hormone processing.
CGCGGCACGAUUCCUAGCCAAGUGGACGAUGUCAGUUUCUCGUAUAAAGGAAUUUAUGACAUUUUUAGAAUUUUACAACAUGCUUUAAAUAUAAUAGUUUGUUCGAAUAGAGCAGUAUGCAUGUCACGGAAUUGUGUUGAAUGCCCUAACGUUACAUAGGGGGGGAAAAAACGUGUUGGAAGUCCUAGCUAGCUAGUUAACGUUACUCGGACGGAGGCUAGCUGAAACGACCACCAUGAGAGACAACGAGAAGACGUGGAAAGUUUACUCCGAACCAAAGAUAACAGAGGUGUGAUAAUAUUGCAGUACCACGAUACACCGGGGGACUUGGUGUCUGGGUAUGUCACAUGAGUAACUCCACAGAGUUCCGAGCCACGCCUCGGGAGGAGAGAGAACUGUCAACCAGGCAGCAGAGACAUGACGUGGUUCUUUCAUCCGACAGAAUGGUCACUGCUCUAUUUGGCUGCUGUGAGGGAGGCCAGUGCUGUUACUGGUGAGUAUUGAGACUUCUCCACCCCAGAAAGACAGACGGACGGAGUUCCCCUGCCCAGUGCCCCUGUUCUCCUUUUCAUGGAUGCCAGGCUGGCCCUGCUGCAGCUUGGGACUCUCCUGGUCCUCCUGUCCGCAGCAUUGGAGUCGACUGCUAAGCUGACUGCUGGCGAGGAGGUCUACACUAACACCUGGGCGGUCCACAUAGAGGGGGGACCGCAGGAGGCUGACCGAAUUGCCAGGAAACACGGCUUCAUCAACCAUGGCAAUGUGUUUGGGGAUUAUUAUCACUUCCGUCAUCACACCGUAGUGAAGAAAUCCCUAUCAGGCCACAGGGGAACACAUGUCCGACUGCAGAAGGAACCACGGGUGCGUUGGGUGGAGCAGCAGGUGUCGAGGAGAAGGAAAAAGAGGGAUGACUACAACGAACCAUCCGACCCCAAAUUCCCCCAGCAGUGGUACCUGGUGAGCAAGUCCAACCCCAGCGAAGCAGACCUAAAUGCCAGGGGAGCGUGGUCCCAGGGGUACACUGGGAGAGGAGUGGUGGUCACCAUCCUGGAUGACGGCAUAGAGAAAGACCACCCAGACCUUGCCUCCAACUACGACCCUGAUGCCAGCUAUGAUGUUAAUGAUGGAGACUCUGAUCCCCAGCCACGCUACACACAGCGCAACGAGAACAGACAUGGAACACGGUGUGCUGGUGAGGUUGCUGCGGCCGCCAACAACGAUGUUUGUGGGGUGGGCGUGGCCUACAACGCCAAAAUUGGAGGUGUGCGUAUGCUGGAUGGAGAGGUGACAGAUGUGGUAGAGGCCCACUCCCUCAGCCUCAACUCGCAGCACAUCCACAUCUACAGCGCCAGCUGGGGCCCAGAGGAUGAUGGGAAGACGGUAGACGGCCCCGCCAAGCUGGCCAAGGAGGCAUUCCUCCGAGGAGUCACUGAGGGCCGCGGCGGGCUGGGCUCCAUCUUUGUGUGGGCGUCGGGGAACGGUGGUCGUGAGAAGGACAGCUGUAACUGUGAUGGUUACACCAACAGCAUCUACACCCUGUCCAUCAGCAGCACCACCCAGUAUGGCAUGGUGCCCUGGUACAGCGAGGCCUGCUCCUCCACCCUCGCCACCACCUUCAGCUCUGGGAACCCUAACGAGAAACAGAUAGUGACCACAGACCUGAGACAGAAGUGUACAGACACCCACACGGGGACGUCAGCAUCGGCCCCGCUGGCUGCUGGGAUCAUCGCCCUGGCUCUGGAGGCCAAUAUGAACCUGACGUGGCGGGACAUGCAGCACUUGGUGGUGAGAACCUCUCACCCCGCCCACCUCAGCACUGACGACUGGAGGACCAAUGGAGUGGGCCGCAAAGUGAGUCAUUCGUAUGGGUAUGGUCUGCUGAAUGCGGGGGCCAUGGUGGCCCUGGCCCAGAACUGGACCAGCGUGGGCCCACAGCACCAGUGUGUCCUCACCAUGCUCUCAGAGCCGAGGGACAUAGGUAGCCGGCUGCUGUUCAGUAAGACAUUGGAUUCCUGCUGGGGCAGACCAGAGUAUGUCAACUCUCUGGAGCAUGUCCAGGCCCGCCUCACUCUCUCCUACAACCACAGAGGAAACCUGGCUAUACACCUCAUCAGCCCCCUAGGGACACGCUCUACCCUGCUGGCUCCCAGGCCUAAAGACUAUUCGCCAGAGGGAUUUAUUGACUGGGCCUUCAUGACCACCCACAUGUGGGACGAGGACCCUCGAGGGGAGUGGACCCUGGAGAUAGAGAACGUCUCAGAACAAGGACACGACUAUGGUGUGUUGAGUCAGUUUACUCUAAUCCUGUACGGUACGGGCUCCAGCUCCAAUAACCCCUCGUCUCCUGACUUCCCCCGGCCUUCCAACAACAGCUGCAAGACCUUCGACACCCAGCAGAUCUGCAUCGAGUGUAGCCUAGGCUUCUCCCUGUUCCUGCAGGGUUGUGUGAAGCUCUGCCCACCCGGCUUCACCACGGGCCCCCAGCUCCUCAACAUGUCCCUGGACAACUGGGUGGACUUGUCCUCCGUCCAGUCCUGCCUGCCAUGCCACCCUGCUUGCCUCACCUGUUCCGGCCCCGGGCCCAGCGAUUGCCUCUCUUGCCCCCCUCACAGCCACCUGGUCCUCACCGCCUGCCUGCACCAGAACCAGGUCCAGCGCAAGUCCCCCACUGGCCCCGACCUCCAGGGAGAUGUGGGUGGACCAGGGGAAAGCCCAGUGGGGUUAGAGCAGGGGGGAGGUGGGGGAGUGGGGGAGCCUCCAGGAUCUAGCCUGGCCCUGUCCUCCCCUCUGGCCACCCUCCUGGCGGUGCUCAGCUGUGCCUUCAUCCUGGCAGCCUUUGCCGGGGUCUUCCUUAUGCUGCAGCUGCGCUCUGGUGGCGCCCCCUGGGUCCGGAUGACCAAACUGCACUCUGUGGAGACGGGAGGAUGGGCCUCGGGGGGCUUCGGCCUGGGGCUGGGCUGGGAGAGGCAGGGCAGGGUAUCCUAUAAGGGGAUCCCCACCGUGUGGGGUGACGAGGACCAGGUAACACUGGGGGGCUCUGAUUCUGACAGUGAAGAGCUGAACUGCCACAGUGAGAGGACAGCCUUUAUCAGGACACAGAGCUCUCUCUAGCCCCCUCUCUGACCCCUACAUCUGGAGGAAACUCUCUUCAGAGGGUUUGGUCUCUCCAGCCCCUCCCUCUGCUAGAGCUCAUGGGUCUGUAGUGUGAGUCUGUUUCAGGCAUUGUCCCUGGCUGAUACACAGAGAUUCUGAUCCAGGAAUGUAAUGGCUCAGCCCAGCAAGCACCUCUUGGUCCACCACCUCUUGAUUCACCCUCAAGCAUUAAUCAAUUGAAAAUGUUUUUGUUUUAUAAUGACUAUAUAUAUUAUUUUUGUUUUAUUUUUAUUUUAUUUGUUGCUUUUAAACACUUGAAUAAGAUUAUUUGCCCUGGCCCAAGGGUCUAGGUAAAGGUAAAGUACACUUUUCACUAUUGUUUCCCAUUGACCUUUAGUUUAUUGUAGAAAGGCCGAUUUCUGUAUUUUGAAAGCAUAUCUUGAAAACUUGAUUGCUGUGACAUGCAAAACAUUUUGGGACUAUAUCAACAAUGGACUAAUGAAACAAAAGAUAGUUUUUGGGUGGAGUUUUCCUUUAAGCAGACAUCGGAAGAGAUGUCCGUAUGUAUUAGUAUACGUGUGCCUGUGUGACAGUGACUUUGUAGACAAGAACUGAAUAGCCUCCCAACACAGUUUCUGAUUGGAUGAAGACCACAACAGGGUUUUAUUUAAUGUACGAGAGAGAAAGUUUGCAGAUUUGGGCACUGAUAAAUGCCUACAUUUGAACGCAGUGGCUGUACAGUAACAUGCUAUACAUGACGUCAGACCUCAAGCUCUGCGCUUCACAGCGCUGUAUGGGUUUCGACUGACAGCCGUUCUGCACUUGAACACCGCACGCGAUAUGAAGUUGCCCCAAUCUUGCUCACUAAUUGGGCAACUUCUUUUGUUGACUGAGUGAGGGAAAGCUGUAAAUAUAAUGAGACUAUGUAUUUUGAAAGAUGAGACGUUGAGGAUUAUAACUAAAUACUGUUUUGAUGUCAUACAAGCAAGCCAAACACCCAUGAGUCCAAAUGUGUACUUCACAUUUCCGUAUAUGAUCUAUAUUUAAGGUACAGUUACAAGAUCACAUGGCGUCAUACCCUGGGUUAUUCUGAACAGAACGUGCAUAUGUUUGUCUACUGUGAAGAAAAUUUGACGCAGCACACGCACCUGAAUGCACUCAUGACUCCUUUCUAUGCGCACCAAAAUUACGAUUUGUUUCCCUGAAUUGCAUUUUGAAAGCCUAACACUGUAAUAUCGUGUUUU